This is a messenger RNA of Anoplopoma fimbria (sablefish), 1344 nucleotides long. RefSeq names its product BAR/IMD domain containing adaptor protein 2 like 2b (gene baiap2l2b). The transcript has 15 exons. Gene Ontology annotation, molecular function: protein binding. Gene Ontology annotation, biological process: plasma membrane organization; actin filament bundle assembly; actin crosslink formation. The coding region runs from base 1 to 1344 and encodes 447 amino acids. NCBI's taxonomy places the organism in Eukaryota, Metazoa, Chordata, Actinopteri, Perciformes, Anoplopomatidae. Gene Ontology annotation, cellular component: cytosol; nucleoplasm. The record is from RefSeq and is a predicted model, not a curated record.
AUGUCCGGAGCCACCAGUGACCAGCUGCACAGAUCCACUCUGACCGUCUAUUUGAACAUGAUGGAGCACUUCAACCCUGGCCUCCAGAAGCUUGUGGCUUUAGGAAACAGCUACGUCACGGCUUUCCAAGGCCUGUGUGUGGCUAAAAUGGGUGACCAGGCCCUUCACACACUUUCAUCCCGCUCUUGGGUGUGUGACGUCCUGAUCCAGAUCUCAGAGACACAGAGGAGACUCACUGCAGAGAUGGAGGGAGUGUUUCGAUGGUUCCAGGUCGAGGUGUUACAGGCCAUGGAGAAGAACGUCAAGCUGGACGAAGAGUACAUCGAUGGCAGCCGCAGAGUGUAUGAGCUGGAGGUGAGGAACCAGGCCGAGGCUUUGGAGAAACAGCUGAGACGAGGAGCCUACAGAGACUCUCUGGAGAACAGUGAGUACAUGUUGUACCUGAGGCAGAGCCAGCAGGAGAUCCUGAAGGAGGAGGAGAGGAGGUACCGCUUCCUGGCAGAGAAACACUGUGGCCUCACUCAGUCACUGCUCUUCCUCAUAACCAAGACCGGAGCUUCUCUCCAGCAGAAGGCCGACGGAUGGAAGGAGAAAGUCAACGAGACCAGAGGGUCCAGACCUCGAACCCCCACCCAUCUGGACCAGGACGCCCAGCUGAGGGGUUCAGUGAGCUCCCUGCUGCAGACGGUGGCCAGAGACGAGGACAUGUCGUGGGCCCGGAGGGAGCAGCAGGCUCUGGGCAGAGUGCCCUCUAGAGGUGGGAGCCCCCUCCCCAGCCGCUCUCGCUCCAGCUCUGUGGGGGAGUCUCUGGGUCUGGGUGGGGGGAGAGCCAUGAGAGCGCUGGUGUCUCACCCGUCCUCCUCCAACCCAAAGCUCCUCCCUUUCAACAGGGGGGAGACCGUCAUCGUCCUGGUCCAGGAGCCACGCAACGGAUGGCUGUACGGACGCACGGACAGCAGCCUACGUCAGGGCUGGUUUCCUGCUGCCUACGUGGCCCCCGUCGAGGAUUUCUCCAACACUUUAGCAACAAGAAGCCACAGUAUGAACAAUCUGCUGGACCCGACUGACACCUACACCGACCAAUCAGAGAGCAAGAGCUUCGGGGACGUCCCGCCUCCGGCUACACCCGACCGCCGGGCCUCCGUCGACGCCCGGAUGAUCUCCCCUCUACCUGAGAGGAAGCUGGAGUCAUCCUCAGAGACCAAGACCACAUCUGACGUCCAGGCUUUAUCACCACACGGGCCUCCUGACAACCCGCUGUUUCCAAGAGGCACAAACCCGUUUGCCACCGUAAAGCUUCGCCCGACGACGACCAACGACAGAUCGUCUCCUCACCUCCUCUGA